Molecule: messenger RNA, 5509 nt
Organism: Schistosoma margrebowiei
Lineage: Eukaryota; Metazoa; Platyhelminthes; Trematoda; Strigeidida; Schistosomatidae
Source: the annotation of a GenBank genome assembly
AUGACGCGAUCAGAAACAAAACUGCCGACAGUUGAUCGCAUUGUCACAAGUGUACCUUCUCCUCCGAGCAAAUUAAUGCCUUCAAGUACGGUGUUCGAUUCUAAGGGUCGUCCUCAACUGGAUGUAAUUGGACCACAUUUAAUUUCUGAAGGACGACUGACAGAAGAAGCAAUACUAAGAAUUAUUAAUGAUUGUUCAGCCAUUUUAAAAUCAGAAAAAACUAUGCUUGAAUUAGAAGCUCCAAUUACAAUUUGCGGUGAUAUACAUGGUCAAUUUUAUGAUCUAAUGAAACUUUUCGAAGUUGGUGGUCCUCCUGAAACAACACGUUAUCUAUUUCUUGGAGAUUAUGUUGACAGAGGUUAUUUUAGCUUAGAGUGUGUAAUCUACUUGUUUAGUUUGAAAAUUCUACAUCCACGCAGUCUGUUUCUUCUACGUGGUAAUCAUGAAUGUCGUCAUUUAACACAAUAUUUUACAUUCCGACAAGAAUGUAUCAUGAAGAGUACGGAACAUGUUUAUGAGGCUUGUAUGGAAGCAUUUGACCUUUUACCAUUAGCUGCAUUGAUCAAUCAACAAUUUCUAUGCGUACAUGGUGGGCUAUCACCUGAAUUGCAUACAUUAAAUGAUAUACGUAAGUUGGAUCGAUUUAAAGAACCACCAGCAUUUGGUGCAAUGUGUGAUUUAUUAUGGGCUGAUCCAUGUGAAGAUUUUGGUCAAGAAAGAAAUUCGGAACAUUUCAGUCAUAAUACAGUUCGUGGAUGUUCAUAUUUCUACAGCUUUAAUGCAUGUUGUCAUUUUUUACAAGCUAAUAAUUUACUGUCUAUUAUACGAGCUCAUGAAGCACAAGAUGCCGGUUAUCGAAUGUACAGAAAAAGUCGACAAACUGGAUUUCCUGCUUUAAUUACAAUUUUCUCAGCACCAAAUUACUUAGAUGUGUAUAAUAAUAAAGCUGCUAUAUUAAAAUAUGAAAAUAAUGUAAUGAAUAUACGUCAGUUUAACUGUUCACCACAUCCAUAUUGGCUACCGAAUUUCAUGGAUGUAUUUACAUGGUCAUUACCAUUUGUUGGUGAAAAAGUUACCGAAAUGUUGGUCAAUGUACUUAAUAUAUGUUCAGAUGAUGAACUACUAUCGGACACACCAGAAGAUGAAUCACAAAUCACAGCGCGUAAAGAUGUUAUCAGAAAUAAAAUUCGAGCAAUUGGUAAAAUGGCUCGUGUAUUCACUGUGUUAAGAGAGGAGAGUGAAACUAUACUUGAACUCAAAGGACUUACUCCAACUGGUAUGCUUCCAUUAGGAGCAUUAGCCGGUGGUCGAGAAGCUAUCAAAGCUGUUUCUGGAACAUGGACACCACAUAAAAUUCAAUGUUUUGAAGAAGCAAAAGCAUUUGACAAAGUCAAUGAACGAAUGCCACCACAUUUAGAUAUGAAUUCUAAACGAUGUUGGCCAUAUUCUUCCACGACAUCAAUAAAUACAAAUGAUGAACAAGAAAUUAAAUUGUCUGAUUCACAUAUUAUCAUUAAUCGUGACCCAAUUGUAGACGAUGAUAAUGAUUCUCUACUUACAGUUGGCUCACAAAAAUCAAUGCCAAGACCACCAUCGAUUUGUGAAGAACACUCAUCUGAUGACGAUAAUGUUGGUGAUGAUGAUACUGAAGUCAAAAAUGAUAGGAGAAAGCUCAGACAACAAAUCGAUACUGUUAAUGAUCUCAAAUCAACAAAAUUAACUAAUCAACUUGAUACAAUCAACACAUCAAAUGAUCCCAAGCAGUCGACUAGUUCUGUUGAUUCAACAAAAUCAAAUAAAAAUGAUUUAAGCAAUACUACUAAAACUCCUAGUACUACUACUAUUGGUGGUAGUAGUAGUAGUAGUAGCAGCAGUUCAACAUUACAAAGCAGAACAAUUAUAAGGACAAUAACACCUAAUAAAUCGAAAAAUGACAACCUAUAAUCAUCAGUGCUUCCGUAGGAACAUUCAAUCUAUCCAUGUCUAUUAUGACUUGAUCUGAAAAUUCGUAUUUUACAACUAACUAACUAAGCGAAUAAUCAAAUAGAUAUAUAAUCUAUAAAUAUACAUAUAUUUAGAUAUUAUGCAAUUCAUUUCCUUUAUUUUUCUUCAUGGUUGGUUGUGUUGUUGUCUUUUUCCCUUUGGUCAGUUGUUGUUACGGUUGUUUGUCCGUUUAAUUAUCAUAGUGACUUUUCUCUUUGUUUCUUUCCUCAUUUGUGUUGAUCUCUCUCUCCUUCUCGACUACUUUGUGUACAUUUCCUCUACGUGUAUUUUUGGGAUGGGGUUUUUGAAUUUCAACAUAAAAUCAUCAAUAUGAUAGUAUUACAUGUUUGCCACCGCUUCUAUUCACUCCUAGCUGAAAUAUAUUUGAAAAUGGACAUUCACGUGGAAACAUAGUGACAUUAUAGUCAUAGUAUGUGAAUGAUUGAUUAACCAAAUACACUGUAAAUAUAUACUACAUUCUUGGUAAUAAUAAUAGUAAUAUGUGCACCUAUAUCAAAAGAAAUUUAUAUUUAUAUAUUGAGGACCAAAAAACUAUUCAAUUUAUGUUCUGAUAAAAAGUGAAAUUAUACACAGAAUAUACCAAGACACGGUCAAAUAAACCUUUUUAGAUUUUGCUCUCUAUUUCUUACAAGCUGCGUUACUUUUUUCUAUUGAUCUACCUUUCUCCGAUCUUAUAGUUGGUUAUUCUCUCUUUCUCGCGCACGCGCCCCAUUCGACCUGUCAACUGUUAUUUUCCUUUUAAAAUAGAUAACUAUUAAAUAAUCAGCACAUUUAUAAUCUAUGAGAAUAAUAAUGAAGUGCUCAUCUAUUGUCUCUUUGUUUGCCUGUUGUGUCUAUUUGUCUCUGCUCUAUGUGUGUGUGUGUGUUUGUGCCUGGGUAUAUGUCGUGUUCGACGUCAAAUAUGGCGUGGAAUUUUCGUUUUUUUUUGUAAUUAACGCGUUUUCUUCCAUUUUUAACAUGAUUCUUGUCGCUUGCUAUUUUCUUCUUCUAAAUUUCUAAACAAAAUUAGAUUUUUUGUUUGGUCUUGUUUAUUAUUUCUACACAUGCACAUUUAAUAAUAAUAAUAAUAUCCAUCUUACAAAAUCAUGGUCUACAUGAAUGUAAAACAAGAAUUGCACAGUAACUAAGCAACAACAACAAAAAAAUUCAAACUAAACAAAGAAUGAUUCAUUUAUUUUCCAUGUUUCAAAAUUUAUUUUUUAAUUUUACAAAAUUGGUAAUUGAGGGGUGGAGGGUUAAAUUUAUUAUUAAAUUAUUAUUUUCUUAAAAUAUGGGAUAUACAGUAAUAUUGUGUUUAUUAUUGUUGUUGGCGAUCAAUACUUUGUCCAAUUUUAUUUUUGUUUCUAUUAUUGAUUGGUUUACUUUUAUUUUGAUAAUAUAUUGACGAUAAUGAUUAUUAACUGUAUCCUCAAUUCGAUCAGUAUUAAUUAAAAUGCAUAUGGUAAUAGUUUCCAAGUGUUCUUGUUUAGUCACCUUUCAUUUCGGAUUUGUAUAUGAAUGUAUGUUUUUCCUUAAUCUUUUUGUUCGAUUACUUUUUUUCAAGCUAUUUAAUUAGAUAGACUAAAAUCGGAGUUAUGAAUCGUCCAUAUCCCUUUUUUAAAAUGUUUUCUUCUGUCAUGUGUUACUAUGUUCAUUGUUUAUGUUUUAAAUUAUUGACACUCAAGUUGUCAAUGAAUUUUUAACAUAUAUUCAUGUACAUCCAGGUUGGCAAAGUAUCUUCUGUUUUUCUUGAUGUGUACAGUGUCAUUUAUACUGUGUUAAAUGAAAAUUCACAUGACUCACUUGUCUUUUUGUAUGUAUGUGUAUAUGCUAAUGUGAAGGUAUAUAGAUUUUCUUUUGCUUUUCCCGUUAACCACAAUCAUGGUUUGUUUUCUUCAUUAUUAUGAUUUUAGUGUCCAACUCUCAUCAUGACCUAUUGUUUUCAGUUUUUGCAUACAUGUUGUCACUGCAUAUAUAUACUACCGGUUAAUGAGGUUGGUGAUGUGUUUUUUUUGCUGUCGAUCUCUUUCUUUCUUUCUGUGUAUCUUUGUAAGUAUCGUCAAAUGUUUAGGAUAACAUUGUGACUCGAAUUUUCUUUCUUACACUAUGUAAUGUAAGCAUAAUGAUGAUAACAAUAACUAUGAAUGUAUGACUCAAUAAAACUCUCUAGUUUUUAUUCAUCCUAUUUAUUCAUAUUAAUUGAUACUGCUCUAUUUUACUCAUUUACAUCUUUAAUUUAUCUCCUAUUUCCUCAAUAUCAUUACUAUCUGUUUAUUAUUUGGUUAAUUAUUUUACAAGGGACAUAUUGAUAACAUAAACUAAACAAAGAACUAACAUACACAUACAGAAUGAAAGAUAAAAAUGAAAUUCGAUAUGAUAACAGAAUGAAACUGGCAUUAAGUUUAUACAUAUAUAAAGUAAUGAAGAACGAUGCAUUAUGAUUAACCUUUUUUUUUCUAGUAUACAACUACUUGUUACUACAUAUAUAUGUAAUUGAACUUGUAUAUGAUCAGAUUAACUUUUGUCUCGUUUUUAUUGUUUACAGUCCUUGAUUUGUUCGAUUCUCUUUUUUUUUAUUCUGUCGAAUUUGACUAAUAUCUACACAUCAGUACUAGUUACAUCCUACAUCCGCCAUCCUUAAUCACCUCCAAUAUUGUUAAUAUCAAGUAAAUAUUUCCUCUCCUGUGACCGUGUAGUUCUUCUUUUUUCAUUCUACUACUUUAUAUUCAGUAGAAGGAAACUGAGUACACAAUCGUCUCUUGGAAGUAGGUGUACGUGUGUUUGUAUCGGGUUUUGAUAUUUCACUUUUGUAGAGAUUAGUCAAUGAAGUUUCCUAAUAAAAUACUUCAUAAAUAUAUUUUACUAUAUUGUCUUUUUUUCCCCUUCAACAUGUACCGCAUCUGAUCGUAGCUUCCAAUUAGUUUGGUGACACAUCAUUUUUCUACUUUGUUCCAUUUUAAGUUUUCUGUAUCAUCUUUCGAUUACACUAAAACUACAAUUACUGCUGUUCUCUUGCUGAUAAUAAAUCAAAAUUACAAAUGAGUACUUUCUUUUAAAGAAAAGUUGUGCUCGUCUGUUUACUCUGUUUUUAGUAAAUGAAACAUCUAUCAAAUGGUUUUUUUUCUUUUGUCUACUUUUCAUAUACACAGAGAUGAUGAUUUACCUAAUUGUUUUGCUUUCUCAUACAUAUGGUCUUUUUCCCUCUAUUCCAUAAAUCAUUUUAAAAAAAAUAUUAUUACAAUUACCAUUUGUAUUUACCGGGUGUUUUUCCUUGUCUUCACAACCACCUCCUUGUUGUUGUUCGCCUUGAACUCAUUUUAUGUUUUCCUUUGAAUUACAGUUAACCUUCGGUUGAAUUUUAAUAAUAAAAAUGAAAUAUUACUAGUUGUUUUCCAAACAUAACUCACUUGCAUACAUAUACUCAUGUAUGUAUAUGUAAAUGUAUGUAUGUAUGUGUGUGUGUGGGUGCAUGUGUGGAUACUUACCUCAACAAAUAAAUAAAUGAAUUUUCGGAUUUAUAGACAAA